AGACAAGCGAAUAGAAGUAUCUAUAUAUACACUCUCCCACUCUAACUCUCCCACAUCAAGCCGUCCGCCUCUAUCUGAUCCCAAACAGAAACAAAAGAUAAGGAUCUCCCCUUAGAUCCCUCAUCCCAGACGCAGACGUCGCCGGCUGCAAGCCCCUCUAUCUCCGAUCUUCAGUUUGAGAUUCCAAGCAUGUCCACCGAGCAGAACUUGUUUCUUACCAGCGUCUAUCAAAGUAAAAAUACACCCGUUAACUUUGUAGUCCCAAGGAACGAGCGUGUAAUCAGAAUAGUGCACUUCAAGAUGACCGCAACACGCUGGGGUGAUGAUGAUGAUUAUGACUAUAAUGAUAUAUGCACUCUAGCAGAUUAUCAAGUUGUUGUCGAGGUCCCUGAAUUCCUGCUUUUAUCUAGAAGGCACAGACAUGUAGCGUUUUUGGUUGGAGUUCUUACCAGAAUGAAGGUCCCGAUAGUUGAGCAACCCUCUAUCAUUGAUAAAGUAUUUAUUGAGGUUGAACGAGCUGACAACCCCCAGCUUGCUAUUGCUUGCUUCAUAAAGGAUAUCACCAUAUUCCCUCGAAUGGUCAACAUAGCUUAUCGGUCAGAGUGUUUCGAAGGAGUGAGAAUUGAUAGUUUGGAAGAUACUGAUAGACGAAAACAGUGUGUUAUUUGUAGAGAGAGCCUUGAUCACGUUGAGGAUAUAGAAGAAGGGAUUGAUCGUAGUCAGUUGGUUCGCUUGCCGUGUUCCCAUCUUUAUCACGGUGAUUGCCUUUCCAAAUGGUUGCCCAUGAGUGCGUUGUGUCCUUUGUGCCGAUACGCAUUGCCGGUUGAACAGACGAUGCCGUUUGUGGAACAAACGAUGCCGGUUGUGGAACAGAUAAUGCCGGUUGUGGAACAAGCGAUGCCGGUUGUGGAACAGACAGCUGAGCCAGUGUGGCCGCAGUUGCAUUGGCCUAUGCUGCUCACAGCAUCUGCAGGUGGUAUACUAACCGCCAUACUGGUAUGUAGAUUAUGGAAGAAAACCCAAGUGUAAAAUUAUUAGCAGAUUUUGACAAUUUCAUCAAAAUCAGAUAAGCAUGGAAUAACUUAUUGUUUGUUGCUCCCUUCUAUUUGGCUUGUCAUGUGGAUUGCUUGAAGUGGUUAUGAAUAACAAUAAUAAAAUCUUUUUAUAUAUAGUGCAAUGGGCU
Molecule: messenger RNA, 1183 nt
Organism: Fragaria vesca subsp. vesca
Lineage: Eukaryota; Viridiplantae; Streptophyta; Magnoliopsida; Rosales; Rosaceae
Exons: 2
Coding region: 190-1029 (279 amino acids)
Biological process (GO): protein ubiquitination
Cellular component (GO): cytoplasm
Molecular function (GO): ubiquitin protein ligase activity
Source: RefSeq, a predicted model, not a curated record